CGAGUUUGCUGUUUUAAAACUCAUUUUUUUAAAAAGCUGUUUUGUAUUUUAAAACUUGGGUGGUAACUUUAAGUCAUAUUUGAGCAUAUCUAUCAAUACAACAAUUUUGAUUUUUCGUUGGUACGCCCCUUUAAUAGAGGUAAAAAAAAUAAUUUACAGAUGGGAAGUUGACUUUGUUAAAUGGUCUAAUAUAUCAUUCUGGUAGCUCUUGCAAAGAUUAUAAAACUACUUCAUUUUAAAAUUAAUUCAAUUCGUUAAGUUGUUUAAUGCCACGAGAGCACGGGAAGUGUUAACCUGAUUAUUAAGCAUCUAAUGCAUCAUAUUUCUCAGUCUAUGUUUUUUACUUUUUGUCAUUGGAAAUAUUAGUUGCUGCGCCACUUAUAUUCAAAUAAUAAUUUAACAUUCUUCAUAUUAAUUAUUUUAUUAUCAUCCCAUCAAACAGCAGGUCAGGUGUUUUAUUUACGAUAGUUAGACUUUGUUCAAACUAAAGAUGGAAAUUCAAGGAAACACGCAGACUGAUGUAGCUCCUGACUUUACACGUCAUCAUGCUGGGGGUGAUACACCUGCUAGUUAUAAUUCAUGUGCUGAAACAAGUGAGGUAGUGAUGAACUUAAUACAACCAGUGAUGCAAGAUCUUGAAGAGAAGCGAGAAGCAGAUAGACAUAUGCUUGAAGAAUAUCGGAAUCGAAUGCAAAAUCUGCUUGACUUGACGUGCCACCAAAUAGAGAAACGCUUGAUUCAUCAACAUGAACAUACAAAUAAAGAGAUUGAAGUCAAGAUGCAAUAUCUAAAUGAAGUACUUGUACGUGUUGUCAAUUUAGAAUGUGAGCUGUCUAACUUCAAAAAUGCAGUUGCUUCACUGUUUGAUGAUUUGAACCAUUAAACUAUGCAAAAUUGUUUCGCCUCCUGUCCAGCACUGCCUGCUGUAGAUAUUUUAUGGUGUUAUUUUUUUACAUAGCACAAUACUUCGACUUUACAGUUAAAAGUAUAACUUUAAUACACCACAUAUAGGUUGCUGUUUUAAUUUUAGAUGUUUUUAUUUGUUUUUGCUUACCUUAAUUUUUCUGUUUUUAUUUAUGUUCAAGUGUUUCAAUGUAAACUGUGAAUUUUGUUCUAUUUUGUAAUACAUUCUUGCAGUUAAUUAUUUAGAACUUUGUGAUUUAUUGCAGAAAAAUGUUCAACCUCAAGCACAUUGCACUACAUUGUCUAAAUUUUGUGUGGUUGUAUUUAAUGGUUUACCCUCAACCAGCAAAAAAGUUACGAUAUUCAUGUUUUAACAAAGUUUUACAAGUGACAAACAAUCAA
Molecule: messenger RNA, 1305 nt
Organism: Ciona intestinalis (vase tunicate)
Lineage: Eukaryota; Metazoa; Chordata; Ascidiacea; Phlebobranchia; Cionidae
Source: RefSeq, a predicted model, not a curated record